AAAUUGUUGUUUUAGCCACAUUCGUCUUGUCUACCCUAUACAGAAUUGUCAGCGCUGCUUCAAUCGAUAAAGGUCACCUUGAAACGUCAAAGUGUGUCACCUUGGCUGCUGUUGAGCGGACAUCCAAAAAAAAGUAUUUUGCCUUUUUACUCCGUUAAAAUUUCGCGAAUUUUGGAUAAAUUUUCAUAAUUGCCGUGCUGACUCAAAGUGCAGAAGCUCCAGUGCGUGCUAAAAGUCACAAGCCCGCAUACGUGCUAUACACAUCGGUGCAUCCAAACGAUUGAUAAAGCGGUGACUGCAAACGGUGCUAGAGAGUACUAUCAGUUGAGGAGCAUUCUCAUGUCUCGACCCCGUAUAGCUAAUUUAAAGUGAAAUAAAUAGACCGUUGAGAUUGAAAAAUAGUUCAAAAAACACCAAGUGAAACCCGCUUAAUAAAAUUAGAUACUAUUGUGCGUGUCAUCAAGGGAAUUUGUUACUUCAUUGUUUAUUGAUAUACACCUUUAACGCGGAGUAAAAAGUGUAAAAAUGCCAAACGAGUUAAGGCAACGUUUCAUUGAGCGUGGCUCCCAUAAGGGCAAGGGUCUUGCUGUCUUCACCAGCGGUGGCGACUCGCAGGGCAUGAACGCUGCAGUGCGUGCAUGCGUACGUAUGGCCAUCUACUUGGGAUGCAAGGCCUAUUUCAUUCGAGAAGGCUACCAGGGUAUGGUUGACGGUGGCGAAAACAUCGUCGAAGCAAACUGGGCAUCGGUGUCAUCGAUCAUUCAUCGCGGUGGCACAGUGAUUGGCUCGGCUCGUUGUGCAGAAUUCCGUGAACGCGCUGGUCGCCUAAAGGCUGCAUACAAUCUUAUUCAAAAGGGCGUCUCCAACCUAGUUGUGAUCGGUGGUGAUGGUUCACUUACUGGUGCGAAUUUGUUCCGUACGGAAUGGUCUGGCUUGUUGGACGAGCUGCUAGAGUCGAAAAAAAUAACACCUGAGCAACGUAAAAAGUUCGACGUCUUGCAUAUUGUAGGCAUGGUGGGCUCCAUUGAUAAUGAUUUUUGCGGCACUGACAUGACCAUUGGUACCGAUUCAGCUUUGCACCGCAUCAUUGAGGCUAUAGAUGCUAUUGUUAGUACUGCCUAUUCUCAUCAACGUACAUUCAUUAUGGAGGUGAUGGGUCGUCAUUGUGGUUAUUUAGCCAUUUCGGCGGCUUUAGCUAGCGAGGCUGAUUUCAUAUUUAUACCCGAGGAGCCGGUCCCAGUUAACUGGCCGGAAAAAUUGUGCAAAAAAAUACUGCAGGAGCGUAAUGCUGGUCAACGCUUGAACAUUAUUAUCGUCGCCGAGGGUGCCAUCGAUCGUGAGGGCCACCCCAUUACUGCCGAGGAUGUCAAGAAAGUGGUCGUCGACAAGCUGCAGCAGGACACUCGCAUCACUGUGCUCGGUCAUGUGCAACGUGGUGGUAAUCCCAGUGCUUUUGACCGUGUUUUGGGUUGCCGCAUGGGUGCUGAGGCUACGUUGGCUCUUAUGGAAGCCACACCUGACUCAGUGCCAUGUGUCGUCUCGUUGGAUGGCAAUCAGGCGGUGCGUGUACCGUUGAUGGAGUGCGUUGAACGUACCAAAGAAGUCGCCCAGGCGAUGGCGGAGAAGAAUUGGGAAUUGGGUAAAUUGCGUGGACGCUCCUUCGAACGCAAUCUGGAAACUUACAAAAUGUUGACGCGUCUGAAGCCGCCAAAGGAAUCGAUCGAAAACGCAAAGGAGGGUUUUCGCAUGGCUGUCAUGCAUAUUGGCGCACCCGCUUGUGGUAUGAAUGCUGCCGUGCGUAGCUUUGUGCGCAACUGCAUUUACCGUGGUGACACUGUUUUUGGCGUGCAUGACGGCAUUGAAGGUCUGAUUGCUGGCAAUAUCAAGGAGAUGGGUUGGUCAGAUGUAACUGGUUGGGUUGGUCAAGGUGGUGCUUUCCUCGGCACUAAGCGUACACUGCCCGAGGGCAAAUUCAAGGAGAUUGCCGCACGCCUCAAGGAGUUCAAAAUCCAAGGCUUACUUGUUAUUGGUGGCUUUGAGGCCUACCACGCUUGCGGUCAGAUCUCCGAUCAGCGUCCCAACUAUCCUGAAUUCUGUAUCCCAAUGGUGGUUAUACCAUCAACUAUCUCGAAUAAUGUUCCUGGUACUGAAUUCUCACUCGGAUGCGAUACCGGUCUCAAUGAGAUUACAGAGAUUUGCGAUCGUAUACGCCAAUCGGCACAGGGCACAAAACGUCGUGUCUUCGUCAUUGAGACAAUGGGUGGCUAUUGUGGUUAUCUAGCCACUUUGGCUGGCUUGGCUGGUGGCGCUGAUGCUGCAUACAUCUACGAGGAGAAAUUCUCCAUUAAAGAUCUGCAACAAGAUGUCUACCAUAUGGCCUCGAAGAUGGCCGAAGGUGUCCAACGUGGUUUGAUAUUGCGCAAUGAGAAGGCUUCUGAAAACUAUAACACUGAUUUUAUACACCGUUUGUACUCGGAAGAGGGCAAGGGUCUAUUCUCGUGCCGUAUGAAUAUUUUGGGUCACAUGCAGCAGGGUGGCUCACCAACGCCUUUCGAUCGUAAUAUGGGCACCAAGAUGGCUGCCAAGUGCGUUGACUGGCUGAAUGAACAAAUUAAGAGCAACACCAAACCAGAUGGCACUGUGCGUUGUGAAAGCAGCGAUUCAGCUUGUUUACUCGGUAUUGUGCGUCGUCAGUACCGUUUCACACCUCUAGCAGAUUUGAUUGCCGAAACCAACUUUGAACAACGCAUCCCCAAGUCGCAGUGGUGGCUCAAAUUACGUCCCCUAUUGAGAAUCCUGGCUAAACACGAUUCCGCUUACGAAGAGGAGGGUAUGUACAUUACAGUCGAGGAGGAGUGUGCUACCGAUGCGGUAGCUUAGGCAUUGACAGCUACACUAGGAAACCAGUAUAGUAGUAGCAAGUGACUAAACACUCAAAAGUGUUCGCUACUCGUAACAAAAAAACACGCCAGUUGCAUUAAGUUAAAAGCUACAGAAUGCGUGAAAAUUGGAGUAACAUAUUCAUGAACAAAUAAACACAAAAGUAAAUAUUAAACGCACAUAAAUUCAUAUUUUUACUUUGCUGGAUUUGCAAAGUGAUUCGCUUCUAUGAUUUAAAUUAUUAUUACAUGUUAUCAUAUCAUUAAAUACAUACAUGCGUAAAUACAUACAUAUAUUCGUUGAAAGGUGUUACCAGAAACUCAGGUUCUAGCACAAUUCUACACAAACUAACGUUGGGCACCAAUUGUAAAUUUUGCGCAAAUUGAA
This is a messenger RNA of Rhagoletis zephyria (snowberry fruit fly), 3267 nucleotides long. Its product is annotated as ATP-dependent 6-phosphofructokinase-like. Gene Ontology annotation, molecular function: fructose-6-phosphate binding; 6-phosphofructokinase activity; ATP binding. The record is from RefSeq and is a predicted model, not a curated record. NCBI's taxonomy places the organism in Eukaryota, Metazoa, Arthropoda, Insecta, Diptera, Tephritidae. Gene Ontology annotation, biological process: canonical glycolysis; fructose 1,6-bisphosphate metabolic process; fructose 6-phosphate metabolic process. Gene Ontology annotation, cellular component: cytoplasm; 6-phosphofructokinase complex.